Messenger RNA from Procambarus clarkii (red swamp crayfish), 588 nucleotides. NCBI's taxonomy places the organism in Eukaryota, Metazoa, Arthropoda, Malacostraca, Decapoda, Cambaridae. The record is from RefSeq and is a predicted model, not a curated record.
AUGACAUCAUGGCUGGCCAAUCAGAGUCGUACAAUUGACGUCACUGCACAGCGUACACCCAACACCCCCAGACCCCCGCCCCCAGACCCCCCGCCCCCAGACCCCCGCCCACAGACCCCCGCCCCCAGACCCCCGCCCACAGACCCCCGCCCACAGACCCCCGCCCACAGACCCCCGCCCACAGACCCACGCCUCCAGAUCCCCGCCUCCAGACCCACGCCCCAAGAAGUGAAAUUCCUCGAGAGAAAACCUCCGCCAAAUGCCAGGGAUGGCUCGGGACUCGCCGCUGUGAAUCGCUCAUGUGGUUGUAUACCCACGCCUGAGCGUUCCCACGCUGGCUUACCCACCCCCGGAGGUGUCCCACGCUGGCUUACCCACCCCCGGAGGUGUCCCACGCUGGCUUACCCACCCCCGGAGGUGUCCCACGCUGGCUUACCCACCCCCGGAGGUGUCCCACGCUGGCUUACCCACCCCCGGAGGUGUCCCACGCUGGCUUACCCACCCCCGGAGGUGUCCCACGCUGGCUUACCCACCCCCGGAGGUGUCCCACGCUGGCUUACCCACACUGGAUCAGACCUACGCUAUUGA